GUGCCUGCCGCCGCCGCCGCCCGGGCCCCGGAGCCCGGCCCGCCCGAGACGCGCUGCUGGCCGGUGCGGAGGAGGCAGCCACUGAGAUGAGCGCCAGGCGGAGGAGGCGCAGCCUGGCAGGAUGUGGUGGGCGCCUGCAACCCCCUUUGCACGAAUAAUCGUCGCUGCCUCUCGGGAAGGCGAUGCGGAGCCCGGCGGGCGGCGGCGGCGGCGAUCGCUUCUUUGGAAAGCAGGAUGGAAGCUCGCCUUGACGCUCGGCGCUGAGGAGCCUUACGAAAUGCCAAACUUCGCAGCGGAGGCUACAAUUCCUAACAUUCCUGGGAAUGGAAGUGGCCACGAUGGCGCGUGUUUGCUGGAAACUGCUGGUGCUCCACACUCUUCUGGCAGAGCUGGCUCUUGUCCACGGGGCAGAAAAGAUCAGGCCCAUCCUGAACAUUGCGGUCAUUCUGGGAAGGAUGCGGAACAUCACCGAAACAGACAUCCAAGCUCUCUGGAGCAGAGAAGUGUCAGCCGACUUUGCCAGUGAUGUCAACGUGGUGCCCUUUCUGACCGACCAGACCGACCCCAAGAGCAUCAUCACCAGCGUCUGUGAUCUGAUGUCAGGCACCAAGAUCCAUGGGGUGGUCUUUGGAGAUGAUACUGAUCAGGAGGCCAUCGCUCAGAUUUUGGAUUUUAUUUCAUCACAGACCUUUAUCCCAAUCUUGGGGAUCCAUGGUGGCUCUUCCAUGAUCGUGGCGGAAAAGGAUGUGAUGUCCACAUUUUUCCAGUUUGGGGCAUCAAUCCAACAGGAAGCGAUUGUCAUGUUGAAAUUCAUGCAAUAUUACGACUGGCAUGUCUUCUCUCUGGUGACCAGCACAUUCCCGGGCUACCGGGACUUCAUUAGUUUCAUCAAAUACACUGUGGAGAACAGUUUUGUGGGCUGGGACAUGCAAAACAUUAUCACCCUUGACACGGCCAUCGGGGAUGCCAAGAUGACCAUUCAGUUGAAGAAGAUCCACUCCUCUGUUAUCAUGUUGUACUGUUCGAAGGAUGAAGCUGUUUACAUCCUCGAUGAAGCACGUUCCUUGGGCUUGACUGGUUAUGAUUUCUUCUGGAUUGUUCCUAGCUUGGUCAGUGGGAACAUGGAAAUCACCCCUAAAGAGUUUCCCUCAGGGCUGAUUUCGGUGUCCUAUGAUGAAUGGGACUACAGUUUGGAGGCACGGGUAAGGGAUGGCCUUGGGAUUAUUAGGAUGGCUGCGGCAGCCAUGUUGGAAAAGUAUUCUUUCAUCCCAGAGGCCAAAACCAGUUGCUACGGACAGCUGGAGAGGAAGGAGCAGCCUUCUCAAACGCUACACAAGUUUAUGAUGAAUGUGACCUGGGAAGGGAGAGACUUAUCGUUCACGGAAGAUGGCUACCAGGCACAUCCCCGGCUGGUGGUCAUUCUGCUAAAUCAAACCCGAAUUUGGGAGAAGGCGGGGAAAUGGGAGAACAAGACCUUGGUCCAUAAGUAUUCCGUGUGGCCAAGGAUUAAUUCUUUCAAUGACAGCGAGCCGGACCACAACCAUCUCAGCAUUGUCACUCUGGAAGAGGCCCCCUUUGUCAUUGUGGAGGACAUGGAUGCUUUGACGGAGACUUGUGUGAAGAAUACUGUACCCUGCCGGAAGUUCAUCGUCAUUAACAACAUCACCAAGGAAGGCAAGAAUGUGAAGAAAUGUUGCAAAGGAUUCUGCAUUGACAUUCUGAAGAAGCUCUCCAAGGCAAUCAAAUUCACCUAUGACCUCUACCUGGUGACCAAUGGGAAGCAUGGGAAAAAGAUCAAUAAUGAAUGGAAUGGAAUGAUUGGUGAAGUGGUCAAGAAGCAAGCUGUGAUGGCUGUGGGCUCCCUCACAAUUAAUGGAGAAAGGUCAGAAGUGGUGGAUUUUUCAGUGCCGUUUGUGGAAACUGGGAUUAGCGUCAUGGUGUCACGGAGUAAUGGUACGGUUUCGCCAUCCGCUUUUUUAGAGCCUUUCAGUGCCUCCGUCUGGGUGAUGAUGUUUGUGAUGCUACUCAUCGUCUCUGCUAUCGCAGUCUUUGUCUUUGAAUAUUUCAGCCCCGUCGGCUAUAACCGGAACUUAGCACAAGGAAAAGAUCCCCAUGGGCCAUCGUUCACGAUUGGGAAAGCCGUGUGGCUGCUGUGGGGCCUGGUGUUCAACAACUCUGUGCCCGUGCAGAAUCCGAAAGGGACGACCAGUAAAAUCAUGGUGUCUGUUUGGGCUUUCUUUGCUGUCAUCUUCUUGGCUAGCUACACUGCCAACCUGGCUGCAUUCAUGAUCCAGGAAGAAUUUGUGGACCAAGUGACUGGUCUGAGUGAUAAGAAGUUUCAACAGCCAUAUGCUUAUUCACCCCCUUUCCGGUUUGGGACGGUUCCAAAUGGGAGCACAGAGAGAAAUAUCAGAAACAACUAUAAGGAGAUGCAUGCCUACAUGGUGAAGUACAAUCAGAAGGGAGUGGAGGAUGCCUUGGUCAGCCUGAAGACUGGGAAGUUGGACGCUUUCAUCUACGAUGCUGCUGUGCUGAAUUACAAGGCUGGGCGGGACGAGGGGUGCAAACUCGUGACCAUUGGCAGUGGGUACAUCUUUGCCACCACAGGCUAUGGGAUUGCUCUCCAGAAGGGGUCACCAUGGAAGAGACGGAUUGAUCUCGCCCUUCUGCAGUUUGUUGGAGAUGGAGAGAUGGAGGAACUGGAAACCCUGUGGCUCACGGGCAUUUGCCACAAUGAGAAGAACGAGGUCAUGAGCAGCCAGCUGGAUAUUGACAACAUGGCGGGUGUCUUCUACAUGCUUGCUGCUGCCAUGGCGCUCAGCCUGAUCACCUUUGUCUGGGAGCACUUGUUCUACUGGAAACUGAGGUUCUGCUUCACUGGGGUUUGCUCUGAGAGGCCAGGAUUGUUGUUCUCCAUCAGCAGGGGCAUCUACAGCUGUAUCCAUGGAGUGCACAUUGAGGAGAAGAAGAAAUCACCAGACUUCACUUUGACCAGUUCUCAGACAAACAUGCUAAAACUCCUGCGAACAGCAAAGAACAUGACUAAUAUUACCAACAUGAACCCCUCGAGAAUAAAUUCUCCUAAAAGAACGGCUGAUUUCAUCCACAGGGGAUCCUUAAUUAUGGACAUGAUGAUGGAUAAAGGGAAUUUGAUUUUCUCAGACAACAGACCUUUCCCACCCAAGGAGAAUAUCUUUGGCGAUAACAUGAGUGAACUGCAGACAUUUGUUGGUAACCGUCACAAGGACAAUCUCAACAACUACGUUUUCCAAGGGCAGCACCCCCUCACGCUGAACGACUCCAAUCCUAACACAGUGGAAGUGGCUGUUGCAGCUGAAGCCAAAGGGAAUUCACGUCCCAGACAAUUGUGGAGGAAAUCGAUGGAGUCUUUGCGCCAAGAAUCUAUCCGACAGGGACAAGGUUCACAGAGGGAAAACGACUCUGACGAAAACCGGCAGCACUCCUUGAAAGGCCCGAGGUAUCUCCCUGAAGAGAUCAUCCGCUCGGAUGUUUCAGACACCUCGAGCCGAGCCACCUGCCAUACGGAGCCCGAAAACAACAACAAGCACCACAAGUCAAAGGACAAUGUUAAAAAAAGACCUGUAUCAAAAUAUCCCAAGGACUGCAGUGAAGUCGAGUUGACAUAUCUGAAAAAUAAACAAUCUCUGCCCCGGGAUAAAAUUUACAUUAUAGAUGCAGAUAAAGAACGAGGCUUUCAUCUAGAUACGCCCCAGUAUAUUGAGAACAUUAUCCUUCCAGGGACCAUGGAGUUUUCUGAUGUUUAUCAGGAUCACAACGACAACUACCGGAAGGCUGAGCAGAGUAACAGGACUCCUUUGCCAAACGAAGAAAGUCUUCCAAGUAACGAACAGUACAAACUGUAUUCCAAGCACUAUAGCUUAAAAGAUAAGAAUGCUUCCUUUGGCGAGGCCAAUGAGAGAUACCGGCAGAAUGCCACCCACUGCAGGAGCUGCCUUUCCAGUCUGCCCAGUUAUACUGGACACUAUUUAAGCCGGUCACCCUACAAGUGCGAUGCCUGUGUGCGGAUGGGAAACCUGUACGACAUUGAUGAAGACCAGAUGUUACAGGAAACGGCCAACACAGCACAGCGGGAAGACCUGUAUCAGCACGAGUGGGUCCAGAACAACAAAACGGAGCCUCCUAGAAAGAGCAAGCUAAAAAUCAGCCGGCAGCAUUCUUUUGACAACCUUCUUGACAGGCCCAGGGAAGUCGACGUGGGGCGACCGGCUCGGAGCGUAAGCCUGAGAGAGAAAGAGAAGUUUCUAGAAGGCAGCCCUUAUGCAAACCUGUUUAAUGCUCCCCAAAGCAAACUCUUGAGCAACAAGGCUCCACUUUUCACACGCACUCUGGACGACGGUAAGAGGAUCAAGUCCCUCUAUUCCGACCGCUUCGCUGAGAACCCUUUUCUGCACACUUAUUGCGACGACCAGCACUUGGUUCUCGGGCGAAGCCCUGUAGACCUUUAUAAACACUCAUUAACCACAAAAGCGAGAAAUGAUAGUUACUCCAGGUCGUCGAUCAAAUCGACCGCCUCGUACUGUUCCAGAGACGGCCGGGUCCACAACGACACGUACAUUGCAGAGCGUGGGAUGCCUUACCUUGCCAAUAAGAAUAGUGUGUACUCAGCUCCAAGGGUUUUAAAUUCCUGCAGCAAUAGAUGCGUGUAUAAGAAGAUGCCUAGCAUUGAAUCUGAUGUUUAGCUUUUCCAUUCACCCUUUUCUCUAUAGGGAAACAUAGUUGCCAGCAUCCUAGAGGCCAGGAGGGUAUUCCGUAGCAGUACUGUGGGAGAAUUGGGGAUGUGCAAUGCCUUCCAUAGAUCAAAGUGGGAUGUCAAUCAAUUGCUCCAAAAUGAGAUAAAGAAAGAAGGAAGGGAAACCCAUCCCUCCUAAAGGUGUAUCUGCACUAUAAACAUCUUUGCUGGUCGGAGACUGAAAUAAAGUUUAGUAUUUGGAGUAGAGACUAUAAACAUCUUCCAGCAGGGCUGGCUCAAAAUGCUGCUUCCUCGCAUUGUGCAGGCUGCAAAAGAGGCAGUGCUGAGCAUUUUCAGGGAUCUUUAGGGGUCAAGGGCAAGACUCACUGGCUUGGUGCUCCUCUUCUUACUGCGGCCACCCAUUUGGUGGCUGCCUUCUUUCCCCUCCCACAGAUCUUCUCAGGAAUGGUGAUGGAAGUCUUGUGCUGGGAGCAUUCUGGGUCGGUCCGCCAGCACUAGCUACCAAAACGGUGGGGUCAAAAAAGGAAGGAGUUGUCCUUGCACCACCACUGGUCACUUGACCUCCUCGUAAACCCUUUGCUCUGUUCCAUCCCCCCCGCACUGGUCCCCAGUUUCAGGCCCCUUUUUUGUAACUGCCCCUGUAUUUCAGAAGUUCAGCCCUAGAAACAUUCACCACUGCUUUUGCAUGGCUCCCCCCAAGGCAGGACUGCACAGCUUUCACCCUCCUGCAGAUGUUGGACUACAACUCACUUCAUACCACACUAUGGCUGGGGAAUCUGGGUUAUUGUCCAGAAACAGCUGGAGCACUGAAGUUGUGCAGCCCUGCCCUAAAGUAUCCUGGGGCUUGUCGUUUCAGGGUGCUGAGGAUUCUUUUUGAGAACUCCUGAUCUCCCUGCAUGGAAGUACAAUUCCCCAGGGAGAGGGAAUUAAGAGCCAGCUUUUAAGUCUGUAGUGCAGGGACAUCCUUAGCGACGGAUUCAAGGUUUGCAAAAAUGGGCAAAACUAGCCUCUAUUGAGGUCCUUCGUGUUGGAAUAGCCCUGAUAUCCGUGUUGGCAACUAUGUUAUUUUUGUACUAGGAUGGUUAUUUUACCUUGUCUGUUAGCACUUUCAUUCAAAUGUUAUUUUUAAUAGAGAAUAAGCAAUAUGGUAUGCAUGUAGUUUGACACAGAACAACAACAACAAAAAACUAAACAAAGUUAAGAAUGCAUUUGCACACUGACAAAAGUAAGACUUGUCAAAGAGAUUAGAGAGUUAGUCUUUUAAGAACAAACCACCACUAUAUAUAGCGAUAUCUAUAUGAUUUAGUUUCAUCUUUGUUUUUAAAACACAGUUGAACAAAAGCAAAAAAAAAAAAAAAAGAUCCUCAGGGCCCAUGAAUGGAAACAAUAUUGUGUUCAUCUUUGUCUGUCUUACAGAGACGAAGGCUGCCCUCCACCGUGGACUCCUCCCCCGCCAAAUCCCAUUGAAAGGAAUGGAAGUUGCAUGAGAACACUUGGCAAAAUUGCUUGUUGAGGUCACAUGUCCAGAUAGCAGCUCCAAGUGGGGCGAUGUGGUGUACAUCCAGGAAGGGGGGACCUGUCCUGGGCAAGGUGUCUCAGGAAAGGGCAGGGACCCUUCUCCCACACCCCUCUAAGGCUGCACAGACCAUGUUAGUCCCUCUCAAGGCCACGCUGGGUGACCAGGCUUGGGGUUGAACUCCAGUAGGGGAACGCUGCUCGGUUGGUCAGGUGAGACGGAUUGCUCAGUCUCCUGGCAUGUAUACAGCUUGACCAAUGGGGAGAUCUCUUAUUUCCAGCCUGUCAAAGAGGUUGCUAGUUGUUGGUAUUCUCUGCCAAUCCAUAGAGGGCACUGAGACCCAAGUGCACACAUUUCCAGACAGGCCCACCUGCCUAGGGAGGAACUCCAGCCACUGAACUGCCUUGUCUUCCCUGUGGAGGUAGCUGAGGUCUGUAGAUGUUUAGAGACAUUUUGGCUGCAUCCCUACCUGCAGUCUAAAGUGAACUUUGAGGGAAUUUCUGGGUUCCUCCGAUGGAGAAACUGAAAUUUGAAAGAGACUUUUGGGGUUCCUCCGAAGGACAUACAGCAGAUAAUUUUCUCGGAUGGUUUUUCCAUAUUCCAUAUGCAGGGCUUAAACCCUCCUGAUCACCCUGAAAAUACAGCUUUUUCAAAACAGAAAGCAUACCAGAGUUCUUGGACAACUCCCAUUCUUUUUAAUGAUCCUUGGAGUCAGUUCACAUACUAUGGCCACGUUUUGGAGGUAGGGUUAGCACCCUUUUUUAAACAGAGCCUGCUCCUUUUACUGUCCAUGCUCACAGAAAUUCAGCAGGUGAAGCUUACUUCUUUGGCAGGGGAUAAGUGGUAGAAGCUUUACCUUUUUCAAUUUCUGUGUGUUGGGCAGCUGGUAGAGGCACAGGAGCUGAGCCAGGAAAAUACUGACAAAUCUGUUUUAAACCACCUCUUGUGGUAGGCAAUGAUAUGGAGAAAUCACAUCAACACCUGUUGGAGUGAUGAGCCUCUAUAUAACUUGCCACAUAGAGGGAUUCAAAAUGGCGUCACCAUGAUGGCUGUAGUGUGUUCUCUGGCCCCUGGCACGGGAGGAGAGGUUCCUGGGAGAUUGUGCUCAUAUGCUACAAUCUGCAAUGUUGCUCCAGCAUGAAUGCCAUUGAAAAUAUUGGUGUUGCAGCAUCAGAGGAGACCUGGAAGAAUAGCACUUUAUGUUUGAUAUUACUGAAAACACUUUAGUCUUGAAAGAGUCUUGUUGACCACGAGGAAUAUAAGGGUGGAUUAUGAAUGUGGCAUAGCUAGUAUUGUAAAUCAAACACAUUUCCAUGUGCUGGGGUGCCACAUGGCAUUCAGACUGUUUGUAAACAACAGUCACCAGGAUUGGCUGGUAAGUUCUCACUCCAGCACUGCAUGCUGGAGUGAGUAUCCUGAGCCGCUGUGGCUGAUGUGGAGACAUACUAUGCCAGGGGUUCUCAGACUUGACUCUCCAGUUUGCCUUUGGCCUUUGUGGCUAGGAGAUAUGAGAGUGGUAGUCCAACAACAUCUGGGGACUCGCAUAUGAGAUCCCCUGUGCUACAUAAUCUUCACCUCCAAGGGUAUUACCAUUGUUAUAGCCAUGACUUUGACUAACCCUCACCAUGAAGAUGCAGCUUCUCAACAGCCUCCUUGCAAUGUCUAAAUCCACCCUCUGUUCCAGGUGGUUGUUCUGGAGAGACCAGUUAGGAGAUUGAAGCCAAAAAAACAGGCCCAGCUCAUUGCAUCCCGUCAAACGUUUGCUUACAUUUGUCGCUCCAAUGCUUCCAUUCCAUUUCACAGACAUUCAUUGUGAUGAAAUCAGUUUGUAGGAAAACUCCACAGUCCAACUUCACAGCUGGAAAGAGAUACUUAAGUCUUGGUAUAUGGAGCUUACAUCUGUACAGCGGUAGACCUCAUCAUGAUCUGACUUGAAAACCUAAAUGUGCACAUCAGUUUGUGUCGCUCCCUUGUUGGUGAUGAUAACUCAGGGUUGUAUAGUAUCUUCCCCUUGUGCCUUCAUUUCACACUCCCUCCACAAACAACCAAACAGACCCCCCCUCACUGCUGCCACUCAAAUAACUGUAGCUCAUUUGUUCUCAACCCAGUACUGGUCGUAUCCUGAUUCAUCGUAUGUUAGUGUUAACUACAGUUGUUCAUGUAUGACACCAACAGCCAUAUAUAUUGAAUGGACUCAUCCAGGAAUGCAGUACCAUCUUCUUUGCAAGUAGUCUGGAAACCCAGCACCUCUUUCUAGUGACUUGCUUCCCUUCUAGAAAUAUCAUAUAUGUAUGUUUGGUCAUUUUUGACUUCUCGAAUCAAACCCAUCUUAAAUCAUCAGUAUAUGCACAUUACAUAUGUAAUUCUGUAGUUACAGAACAUGCGGGUGGGUGGGUGUGGAGGUUAUUAUCUCUGAAUAACCCUGGAGUGGCAACAUCUUUUCUGGUACAGCUCCAGGCAUAGUUUCUGGGUUAUUUCACACACAUAUGCAAUGCCAUGAUAUACAAUAUACACAAUUAUACACCAUUGUUUUAAAACAAGGAGGUUGGAUACAGACCAACAUUAAGAGGUUCCGACAACAGUUAAUUAUCUUGCCUCAGCGGUGGGGGUGGGGAGUUAAAAUGACACAAAAUCCCAAGUCAGUGCCAAAUGUAAUCUUUAGAGCAUGUCUUUCCUCCCUGCCCCAAAGUUGAGUUUUCCUUUUUCUUUGAAUGUACUGGGAAGUACUUCCUGAAGCUAUUCCCACGAUCAGUAGAAAGCAGGCUAAAGGAGGUUAGCCCGCUUUCUACUGAUUGUGGGAACCACCAGGCUUGUGGAUGAGUCCCUUGGUUCCAAGGUGGCUAGCCUGCCUAAUCCCCCCUCCCCUUAAAGGGUAGUCAAAGGGGAAGGGUAGUCAGAAAUUUAAUAGCUGUCUCCCCUUCCGGCUGCCCUGCCAGCUCUUUGACCUCGGGGAGCACUGCCAACAACCCACAUAGCUUUUCCCUGCUCCUCUGUAAUGCCAGGUUGGUCCAAAAUAGAUCUGAACUCAUCCAUGAUUUGAUCAUGGAUGAAGGGGCCGACCUGGUAUGUAUUACCGAGACUUGGUUGGGGGAGGCUAGUGGUCCAGUUUGGUCCCAGCUUCUCCCUCCAGGAUAUUCUGUAGAGGAGCAGGUGAGGGGACCUGGGCAGGGAGGUGGGAUGGCCGUGGUCUAUAAGGAUAACAUCACCCUUACCAGGGUCCCUGUCAGGGUAUCAGACCAUAUUGAAUGUGUGUACUUGAGUUUGGGGACCAGGGAUAGAUUGGGACUUCUGUUGGUGUACCAAUUGCCCCGCUGCCCAACGGAAUCCCUUACUGAGCUCAUGGACUUGGUCGCAGAACUCACGUUGGCGUCUCCCAGACUCUUGGUGCUGGGGGACUUCAAUGUUCAUUUGGGGACCAAUCUGUCCGGGGUAGCUCAGGAGUCCAUAGCGGCCAUGACAACUAUGGGCCUAUCCCAAGUGGUCUCUGGACCGAUGCAUAUUGCAGGUCACACGCUUGAUUUGGUAUUUUACUCUGAUCAGGGUGGUGUUCCGUGGGUGGGGGUUCCUGUGAUUUCCCCAUUGUCAUGGACGAACCACCAUCUGGUUAAGAUUGGACUUACAACCACGUCCCACUUCUGCAGGGUGAGGGGCCCAUUAGAAUGGUCUGCCCAAAGAGGUUUUUGGAUUCACUAAGAUUCCAAGAAGCCUUGGAGGGAUUUAAUGUUGGCUUUGCUGGUGAUCCUGUUUAUGCCCUGGUUGAGAAUUGGAACAACUUGCUCACCAGGGCAAUAGACACGAUUGCUCCCAAGCGUCCCCUCCAACCCGCUUCAAAUUUGGCCCCUUGGUUCAAUCCCUGGCAGCAUCUCCAGGUAGGGCUGGGUGAGUAUACACACACACACACACACACACACACACACACUCACUCUCUUCUGAAGCAAUUUGCUGCUGCAUUUGUGAGUGAGUUAUAUUUCAAAGGAGUUUGAACAUAGAUUCCAAUUGCUUGAGAAAGCUAUACAAGAGUUAGAAAGUGGGGAAAAUAAAUCUAUGGAUAUCCAAAUGGGUAAAUAACUAUGCAUUUACUACUAACUAAGAACUGCCGGUAGGAAUGAUCUUCAAAGAGAAAAGAGAGAGAGGAUCAGAGAUGGGUUUCACACCCGUCACUUGAUUCCUCAGCACUUGACCUGCAGUCUUUUCCCACAUUACAGUGAAACAAACCUGAGUUUGCUGCAAUGUGCAUGCUCAGAAGACAUUACUUGUGGUGGUAGGGAAUCUGUACUGCAGAUAACCCAAAUAAUAAAUGGGAAAAUGCAACCCUAAAACAGAGUGGCAUAAAUACCAUACAUAGACAAAGUCUCCACAUUUCACAAAUUAAUUGAAUGAGAAGUGCCUCUUCUCAACAGGGGGUUUCAUGCAUCCUUGUCUUGACCAGUGAACCUGUGUGAUAUUCAUGUUUCCAAACACCUGUUCGUUGCAUUCACGUUUUUUAGGUGUACAUUUAAAAAUGAGGAGUGGCCGUAGCUCAGUGGUGGAGCACCUGGUUUGAAUACAGAAGGUCCCAGGUUCACGGCAUCGCCAGGCAGUGCUAGCAAAGACCCCUGCCUGAAAUCCCAAAGAGCUGCUGCCAGUCAGAGUACUGAGCUAGGUGGAUCAAGGGUCUGACUCAGUAAAAGGCAGUUUCUGAAGUAAAAUACUUUAAGUAGGCACCUUAAACAACAUCCUGUAUGAAAAGGCACUUGAAGAACUGGCUGUAUCAAAAAAAGCAUGAUUUGGUAUUGAAAUUCUGUCUGUGAACCUUGGUGUGUGAAGUUCUGUCCAUUUAUCUAAGAGGAUGGUUUACAUAUGCAGAUCAGUCCUUGAUAUUUUAACCAUCAAGUGACAAACAUGCAUGGCUGAAAUUGCCAUCAGAAAAUGGGACACACAUUUUCAUCAAAACAGGAUUGGCAUUUUAUUUUGUUUAAAUUCUGCAACAAUUUUGACAUGCACACACACAAAUAGUCACCAAUACACACUAUAUCUGUACACACGUGAAGACUUCUCAGAAAACCUUACAUGGAUAGUUGGAUAUCAUGUCCUAACACAGUGUAACACAACAAAUUUGUGAUCCAGGAAUUCUACUGUUUGUUUGUUUCUCUGUUAUGUAUUCUGUCUCAACAGCAGUUUAUCCCUUCCAGCAUAUUGAAACCCAAAUGCAUGCCUAAGUGCUACUACUGUAUAAAUAAUAUUUUCAGACAUAUCUACAAAAAAAACCACAAAUGUUUGCUUCAAACUUUUGAUGAUAGAAGAACAAAAAGUAUAUAAUUACUAUGGAUGUCUUCAAAUUGUAUUGUAUUUUUCCUUUUUGUUAAAUAUGUAGGAGGGAAAAAGAGAGAGAGAGAGAGACAGACAGUGAGACUAUGCUAAGGGCGUGAAGGAUUUGAGUGUUGCACAGAUUGAAAUGUAUAUAUCUGAGAGAGAAAACACAUGUGCCAAGUAUUACAAGAUGUACAAAAUGUAAAUACAUGAAAAUUUCAUUUUUCUAAUAAAGAUAAUUUCUGCCAA
This is a messenger RNA of Hemicordylus capensis (graceful crag lizard), 11786 nucleotides long. RefSeq names its product glutamate ionotropic receptor NMDA type subunit 2A (gene GRIN2A). The record is from RefSeq and is a predicted model, not a curated record. Lineage: Eukaryota; Metazoa; Chordata; Lepidosauria; Squamata; Cordylidae. The transcript is spliced from 14 exons. Gene Ontology annotation, biological process: long-term synaptic potentiation; monoatomic ion transport; synaptic transmission, glutamatergic. The coding region runs from base 324 to 4721 and encodes 1465 amino acids. Gene Ontology annotation, molecular function: NMDA glutamate receptor activity; transmitter-gated monoatomic ion channel activity involved in regulation of postsynaptic membrane potential. Gene Ontology annotation, cellular component: NMDA selective glutamate receptor complex; postsynaptic membrane; plasma membrane.